This is a messenger RNA of Physcomitrium patens, 4251 nucleotides long. RefSeq lists its product as uncharacterized. Lineage: Eukaryota; Viridiplantae; Streptophyta; Bryopsida; Funariales; Funariaceae. The record is from RefSeq and is a predicted model, not a curated record.
GUCGGCUGAAAGAGCCGUCCGGACUUAUCACGACUUCUCGAAUAAUCUCAACAAUGAGGAAUUCCUCAUUCUACCAGUUACUCCGAAUAAAAAUAUCAGUUUUUGGCAAAAGUUUAGUGAAAUCCUUGUCAUUACUACGCAGUUUCAAACUCUAGCAUUGCACUUGUAGCUUUAUUUUUUUCAAUCCUUCUUUCUGGCUAUUUAAAUGUACACAUGUUGAAAACAUGUCAACUUCACCAGGCGUUCGUGAAGCGAUGGUGGAUGUUACAUAACAUGCAGUGUAAUGUGGCUCCAACGAACACAAACCCAGUUCGUGAUCAGUGUCAGGAAAUCCGGAGGAACAUGAAGGGGUUUAGUCAUAGCAUGAGUUCGAGUCGAAUGCAUUUGAGAAUCAGGAAUUGAAGAAGUUUGGGACGGACACGUGAAAAUCAGCCAGCUGAACUUCGUGUCGCUUCAUGUGAAACUCCGUGACUACCCAGGGUCGCCACCCCUUGUUCUUUCUCUCUGUAUUCACUUCUCUUUCCCAUUAGGUUUGCAAUUUCUUAGAGCUGGGUUUAGGAGUGAUUUGUUUCGUCAGGAAUCACACAACGAACUUUUCUGCGCAAGCAUGGGUGUCAUCAGUGCGGUGCAAGGCACAAAGCAGACGCAAUCGCUCCUUUGAGACAUUCACAGUCAACACGAGUGGGCGGGAGAGGCUCGGACAUGUGCAUGACAGGCUGGACCCAAGAUAACCUUCAUGUUUAACUCUGAUUCUUACCCAUCUUUUCACGACGUCCUAAUUCUGAUUUGACCAAAACUUUUUUGGAUACUUUCUGCAUUGCACCCCGUAUUUGAUCCUGUGGCAAACUCCCUGAUGACUACACAACUACAAGGAAAGAUCGCGCGCUACCAAAACGGACAUCUCAACGUGGGGUUGCAAACUUCCAACAACGCACAGAGAGAAAGAGAGAAAGAAGGGAAAGAGGAGAGCGUCACGGAAAUUGGCGAAGCAGAAGUGGCCUCGCAGGCGGCGUUCGACAAGGGAAGGAGGCCGAGCACUGAGGGAGUUCGUUGAGAAGGUUCAGAAGCAGUGGAUGGCAGCAGCCAUAGACAGCGAUUCAGAAUUGGACGAAGAGGCAGAGAGUGAAGAAGAACACGCAGAAAGCAGCACAGCGUCACUCAGAAAGACAAACCCAGCAUUGAUCUGGCUCCAAGAGCAUCAAGACGCCGGCAACAGAGCCAAAUGCACAGGAUUCGGCGUCAAGCAUCCAGACCGAUCGCCAUGGAAGCACUAGUUCAACCACGGCCUUCGCACAGACAGAGGAGACCAGUUUUAGGGUUAGGGUUUCUGAUGCUUCUCGAAUUCCAUGGGGCGAGCUCGAUUCCAUGCUCUGGUGUCAUCUUGUCCAAUUCAGCAUGUAUUCACUUGCAUUUGUUUGAUUAAUCUUUUAUUUAUUUCUGUGUUGUUUAGAUUGUAAAAUGAAGUAAAAUAAGUGUCCAGACUGUGAAGUUAGAGAAAAAUAUUUAUUUACAAGAUUUUUGUUUUGUUUUGUUUUGUUUUUAUUUUGGUUUCUUUUGUGUGGGUAAUAUAUCUGAACAAAUGUUAUGGUUGUAUGGUGUUCUUUUUCCAUAGAAUGAAGAAUAUACAAUUACGUUUGUGUAUUUUUAUUUACCUAUGCUUGUAUACAAACAAAUUUAAUCUGCAACACAGAAUUUUAUUUACUCUAUACGAUUGAAUUUGAAUUUAUUUAUUUAAUUAAUAUUUAGAGGAUUUGUAGGAAUUAAAAUUGGGUUUUUGCUUGCCUCCGCUAUCUUGAAUGCGCCGCUUGAAAGCUGUUGUUGUUGUCGAUUGAUGAGGAGCAUGAACCGGGACGAUCUCUAGCCUCGUGUGGGGGUGAUGCACUUGAGUUGGAUCACGCACUCUUCUUCGUCCUGCGUUCUGUUGUGGGUUUUCUUCAUGCGUGCUGGCGCGUGCUUGGGAUGUAAUCGAUUUGGAACGACCUAAGACACGGGACUGUCAUGAAUGUGUCACUCCAUGACUUCUAUCAAGCCAAGGGGUUGGUGGUUGCCAAACAGCCUUGUUGAUGCCCAAUUUCUGUUGCGAGUGCGUUGUGAAAGCCUGCGGAGUUAGUGCAUCGUCUGCGGCAUGGAAAUGUCUCCGCUUCGCAUUUGACCUUGGGUUCGGGUCGAUUACGCACACAGUCUGCUAGUGGAAUGCCGAUUGAGCGAGAUUCUCAAUCCCGGCGAUGAGAGGAUCCACUUCAAACCCGUUUUCAGUGGCCACGUUGUAACCGGAGCCUCGGGUUUGAUAUGAUCAGAGUUUGGUGGUUUUGGUCUUGCUCAUCCUUCAGUGGUGAUUUCCUUAGCGGUAUGGCUCUGACUGGCGUUUUUGUAGCACUGAAAUAUUGGAAUGGCACGUGAGGUUGACCCAUGAACCUCGGGGUGAGGAUUCGAAGGAGCUCUCACAAAGAGGGCGUGAAGACUACGCUUUGAAAAACAUGAAGAGGUAUGCGAGGCUUCGGCAGGAAUUGUGCGGAAUGUGACAAUGUGUUGUACAGUGGGAGUCCGGAGGAUUACUCUGUCGACUGUGACAUUGCGCAGUCUCCAUGGAGGCUAUCAGAGAGAUCUGCCUUGCCUCAACGAGACUCCUCGCCCGAUGUGCGGCCCACGCAGCCUGUGGGCUCAUCCGCAACUGGCCCGCCUUUCCCCAGCGAUUUGACCGAAGCUUUCAAAAUGCUGGCCGCGCCUCAAGAUUACGGGUCGCGGAGAUUUAGCGAGCAGCGUGAAGUUGGGACUGCUAAUGACGAUAUCCGGUCACGAUCUUCGACUGAGAGGUGGCCCAACGAUGCACAGGACGGCGAGUGUGAUUCCCAGGAUCCUGAAGGAAGUGGGCGAUGGGGGUCAGCGGAAACGGCGUCCUUGUGUGCGCGGUGGGGCUCAGUGAGCACAAACGAUCAGUGGGACGAGGCUGAACAGGGUAUGGACUCCUUCCGUGAUCCUCUCUCCCCAUCUCCAUCGAGUAGACUGUCGCAGGAGGAGAAGCCGCAGACAGGUUCAACCACUGCACCUUCACAUUCAGCGUCCAUCGAGAGAAAACCUUCGCUGCGAAACGCUCCCAGUCAAGAGUGGCUAAACGCGCUCACGGGUCACGCAUCUCCAACAUCUCGUCCGACAGUCCACGCUUUUCCAGACAACGGUAACGACCAUCUGCACCUCACCCCUCCGUCAGUUCAACGAAACACCUUCUUGCAAGAGACGCAGGGAUGGCUAACAUCCGUCAUACGCCCCUUGCAAUCACGAAAACACAACCCAUGGGAGGAUCCCAGCGAGUUCAACUGGUGAGCCGCAGCGCCAACAACAACAACCACCACCACCACCCCAACAACAUCAGAUUCUCCCACGGGGAGACGACGACAUCCACUGACUGGUUCCCAAUCCAUGAGAUACAACCGCCUGAGGUCAUCAGACCUACUGACAAGCUCCGGCGGCGAAACAGGAUUCAACGACGGUGAUCACCACCGCAUCCACCCUGUGAUGAAGAAAGCAGCAUCUAUGCGAGAGCACAGGCUCCAUGGGGGUACUACAACAGCCAUAGCAAGAGCAUGCAGUGAGAAGUAUGGGGUGAUGCAAGCAAUCCUGGACUGUGUUUCCUGUGGGCGAGCCUCACCACCCAUUGUGCAAGACUAUUCCUGCCGCCAGCACGGUGUCGGUGACUUGACCCGCAAUGCAAGCACCAGAUCCGACUGCACCAACUCCAAGCGCGAAGGGGUGAUGCAUUUCUGCCGCCAGUUUAUACGCAUUGGGAAGAAGCUGGACAAAACGAGUUGAAGGCAUAUGAGGGCGGGGAUCUCACUCACUCACUGGCUCACUCGCUCACUCUCAUCGUGAACUUGUGGCGUGGAUCCGAGCGAUGGCUCCUCGCACAACAACCAUGUCGGUAGCACAAAAAUGCGCACUAGAAAAACCACACCUUUGCACAGCUUGCUCGUGUUCUAAAUCGUUCACGCUUGUGUGCUGAAUCUGUGUGUAGCUCGGUUGGAUUGAGAUGGGUGCAUCCUCAUGAUUUGAGCAUCAGUUUACUUCGGUGGAUUCUCAGUUUGCAUCGAAUUCGUUGUCAUGGAACUGCUCAGUGUCAAGAAUUGACUGACUCUGGUUGUGGACUCUGGCGUUUUUGGACAUGUCGGUAGUCGGUGUUGAUGUGUGAAGGUUGCCUUGUGUGAAAAUUGAUUUACAAUUUCCAUUAAGAAAAUGGACAUUUCAUUGCAGGUUCUA